UUGUCAUCAAACGACAUGCCGUGUAGUAGCUCAUUUUGUCUACACACAAUACCAAAAACCCAAAAUCUCAUCUCUCAGACUCUCUGUAUUCACUCAUCAGUUGAUAGCUUUAACACAAACUUUCCAUCAAUGGCAGCUUCUUUUACAACUCUGCCUAAUGUGGGUUCGAUUUCAAGUCCUAGGAAUGUGUCUCAGACCAAAGCUUUAAGCUGCACAAGUUUCAGUUCAGUGAAUCUUCCUUCAAGAAGAAGAAGAACAACAAAUUUUUCAUCUUUAUCGUCAUCAAGCUUGUUCUUGUCUGGCCCUUUGCGGCUCAGUUCGCUUACUACAGUUUCUAAAAAGAAAUCCCAUCUUUUUAGCUCAAUUAAGGCUAGUUCUGAGGUGGCAGAAUUACAAUCAAAGGUGACCAACAAAGUUUAUUUUGACAUAAGCAUUGGCAAUCCGGUGCCAAAGUUGGUUGGAAGGAUUGUUAUUGGAUUGUAUGGUGAUGAUGUGCCUCGAACAACUGAGAACUUCCGUGCUUUAUGCACAGGUGAGAAGGGCUUUGGCUACAAAGAUUCUGCAUUUCAUCGCGUCAUCAAAGAGUUCAUGAUCCAAGGAGGGGAUUUUGAUAAGGGAAAUGGAACUGGAGGUAAAAGCAUAUACGGCCGUACAUUUAAAGAUGAAAACUUCAAGCUGGCACAUACCGGACCAGGAGUUCUUAGUAUGGCAAAUGCAGGCCCCAACACCAAUGGAAGCCAGUUCUUUAUUUGCACCGUCAAGACGCAGUGGCUAGAUCAGAGGCAUGUAGUUUUUGGGCAGGUUAUAGAAGGCAUGGACAUUGUGAAGUUGAUCGAGUCUCAAGAAACCGAUAGAGGAGACCGUCCCAGAAAGAGGGUGGUGAUCAGUGAUUGCGGCGAGCUACCGAUGUCCGAGGCAUGAUAAUUUCAUUUUUCUUCAUUGAGAAAUUUUUCAGAUGAGUCUACCCUUUUUCUAGUGAUUUUAUUAAAUGAGUUUGGUUUUUGAACCCCUUUUUAGUUCCUUGUUUUAUUACAUUGUAAUCAGAAGAAAAUAUCCAACUAGAAGAGAUUUCCUGGGUUUUUCUUUAAGGCCAUUUUACUGAUAAA
Molecule: messenger RNA, 1106 nt
Organism: Mercurialis annua (annual mercury)
Lineage: Eukaryota; Viridiplantae; Streptophyta; Magnoliopsida; Malpighiales; Euphorbiaceae
Product: photosynthetic NDH subunit of lumenal location 5, chloroplastic
Exons: 7
Coding region: 16-921 (301 amino acids)
Biological process (GO): protein folding; protein peptidyl-prolyl isomerization
Molecular function (GO): peptidyl-prolyl cis-trans isomerase activity
Source: RefSeq, a predicted model, not a curated record